GUGAGGUGAUCGGCCUUUUUCCAACGACAGCGAUGGCCGACGCGUUUUCAGAAGUGAAGUUGAUAGACGCCAACAAUCAUUUGCUUGGCCGUCUGGCAGCUGUGAUCGCCAAAUCGGUUUUGAAUGGUCAGAAAAUAGUCGUUGUACGAUGUGAAGGUUUAUUGAUAUCAGGAAACUUUUACAGAAACAAAUUGAAGUAUCUGGAUUUUUUGAGGAAGAGAAUCAACACCAACCCAAAGAGGGGUCCUUUUCAUUUUAGAGCCCCUUCGAAGAUAUUAUGGAGGACAGUUCGUGGCAUGCUUCCACAUAAGCUGAAGCGUGGAGAAGCCGCCCUGGCCAGGUUGAAGGCAUUCGAAGGAAUACCACCUCCAUAUGAAAAGAAAAGAGUCAUUGUACCAUCAGCAAUUAAAGUUGUAAAGCUGAAGCCACAUCGAAAGUUUGCCCCACUUUCCCGUUUGUCCCAUGAAGUUGGAUGGAAGUACAGAGAUGUUGUCAAUGCGCUGGAGGACAAAAGAAAAGCUCGUUCCAAAGCCUACUGGGAUAAAAAGCAGCAAAAUCUUGCUUUAAGAAAAAAGGCGAUCACAAAUGUCUCAAGAAAAAUAGCCGACAUUGAUUCUCAAAUCAUAGCAAUGGGUUGUUAUGCAUGUUAAACAUCGAAUAAAACACAGCUGCAUCUAUU
Messenger RNA from Styela clava, 679 nucleotides. RefSeq names its product large ribosomal subunit protein uL13-like. Gene Ontology annotation, molecular function: structural constituent of ribosome; mRNA binding. The record is from RefSeq and is a predicted model, not a curated record. Gene Ontology annotation, cellular component: ribosome; cytosolic large ribosomal subunit. Lineage: Eukaryota; Metazoa; Chordata; Ascidiacea; Stolidobranchia; Styelidae. Gene Ontology annotation, biological process: negative regulation of translation; translation.